This is a messenger RNA of Thelazia callipaeda (thelaziosis nematode), 1653 nucleotides long. Lineage: Eukaryota; Metazoa; Nematoda; Chromadorea; Rhabditida; Thelaziidae. The record is from the annotation of a GenBank genome assembly.
AUGUCAAUAUUGAAUCCAGACGAAGUAUUAGAUACUCAUGUGGAUGAGCCUAUGGAUGAUACCGAUUUUGAGAUGAAUAAUGCAAAUGAAGUUGAUGAUGAAUUCGUUAGUCAACCAAGAGCUUCGUUGUUACUUCCUGGUGCUAGUGGCAAGUUCUCUCAGGCUUCUGUUACUCGUGGUGCUGUCCAAGAUGUAUCCCUGUUAAUGGCUCUUACUGGAAAUGUCGUCAAUUCAAAACCUUUUGAUCUUGAUGUCAUUCGAAGCAGUUAUGAAGGUUACGGAUUGAUCAAGCAAUUACUGUUUAUUGCAAAUUGUUGUCCUGCAUUGCAAAGAGAAGCGUUAAUAAUGCUUAUUAAUUAUGUUGUGCAGAAUACUUCAAGUGUGCAAGUAUAUCUAGCUACUCAUCACCGUUUGGAAGCAUUACGGGCAGUCCCGUCUGAAGAUGGGGCUUCUGCGAGUACGACGGAUGAUUUACCUCGUUUGGAUUCUCAAUGGAUAGAUACUGUAGCGACAAAAUCACAAGCUCGCUUAGAUAUGCUUAUGACUGAUUUUAAAAGGCAAAAAGAAGAUGGCUUAAAGGAAGCUGUGCGUCAUACCAUGCAUGAACUUUUUGAACACUAUGUUUCAAUGGGACAGUUGCAAGAUGCUAUUAAGCUCUACAGUCGUGCUAUGAGAGAAUAUUGUACUUCACCGAAGCAUGUCAUCGAGAUGUUGAUAGAUUGGAUUGAAGUUACAAUACAUCUCGAUCAUUGGCAUCGCGUAGAUCCUCUUCUAAAUCAAAUUGAAAGAGCCCUGAAUGAAGCGAUAGAAGCUGAGACUGUGGCAGCAACAUCUACUAGUCGGCCGGGUCGUUUAGCUGCAAAUUCUACCAGUGCAGCUGCGAAAAACAUUAAAGGGAUAAUCAGUACUGCAAAAGCAAAAGUUGGGGCAAUUGCGACUUUAAAUUACUUAAAUAUGAAAAAUUAUAGGCAGGCAGCAGAAAGAUGUUUAAAGAUUGAUUUUGAUCAUUUCUAUUAUCCCUCUUUACUCGCUACUAAAGAUGUUGCUUUGUGUGGUACAGUUUGUGCUUUAGCUACAUUUAGUCGUUCUGAACUCAAGGAUAAAGUUCUGGGAAGCUUGGCCUUUCAUAAAUUUCUGGAAAACGAGCCAAAACUAAUUGAAAUACUCCAAAAUUUUGUGAAAAGUCAAUUUGGGAUUUGUUUUGAUAUUUUGGAUGAGAUUAAAGAUCAUCUUCUUUUGAAUAUGCAUAUCUGGUCCCACGUGAAAGAACUUUAUAAUUUGAUUCGACGAAGAGCUAUUAUUUUAUACUUUACACCAUAUGCAGUUGCUGAUAUGGAGAAAAUGGCUAUGAUUUUCAGGGUACAUGUUGACGAGCUGGAAAAUGAACUUUUUUUAUUGAUUGAAAAAAAUGAAAUUUUUGCGAGGAUUGACUCAUUUCAUAAAAAAUUAUACUCCAAAAACGAAGAGGAAGUCAGGACUUCUUAUAAUGGGAUUCUGGAGGCUGGAGAUAUCAUGAGCGACAAUAUUAUGGACAUCUUAUUACGAGCCGCUCUUUAUCGAUCACAAAUAAUUGUGGGAGUCUCAGAUAAUGGUACACGCAGUAGGCGCCGUCCUCUUCAAGGUUCGACCAUCGAUGAUCUUUUGGAACAUUGA